UUCACUUAGCAACACUUCUGGAAAGUUGAAAAGUUGUGGAUGUGCCGUCAAAAAAUUUCAUGUUAAAUUUGUGCUGAAAUUGUGUGAAUAUUGUCCACGAGGGAUUCGUGAGGCUGUUGCCAAUCCAUGGACAAUAUAUGGAAUCUCAGAUAGAAAUCAAGUUGUGGAGGUAUUUCAGCGGCAACACCGGCAACUCGUAACAGCAAGACCUAUUAAUUGCUGUCCUACAGUAUUCUUUUUGUUCUUUGAUUUUUUUUCUGUUACUGAUUGACACUCAAAGACAGUAUUUUUUUUCAAUUUAUUCCUCAUAGCGCAGUGAGGUAUAAUUUUGGUGAAAGAAAGAAGAAUGUGAAAUCAUGUACAUUUUUCUUGACUGUUUGUAUCGCUGUUGGAACUGUUUUCAGAUUAUGGUGACUGAUAGUUAAUUAAUUGAGUGGACAUUUUUGUGUUGUGGGUGUGGGAAAGUCCGCUAAAGACUUUAUGUGGAGGUUUUUUUCCACGCAGUUUAUUGUUACAUUUUAUUACAAGUGAAGAAAAAAAUAAGAGAUCGCGAAAAAAAUUAAAUAUUCUACUGAGGGAAAUUGAUGUGAAUUGAGGGGGUGAAAUUGGUGGACGGGAAGGAGGUGUUUGGAGAAAAAAGAAAAAGAAAAAUCCAUGGUGAGAAAAAGUGAGGAUAGUGAAAAGAUAUCUAGGGAAACCCACCGAAUAUUAAAAGUGUCAGAAGAAACAAUUUCGCCCAAUUUGGCCUCAAGUGUUAGUUGGAAGAGUAAGACAAUGGCAACAGAAGCCUCAUCAUCUACCACUCAGGCUAAUGCCACAUCAAUAACGGCAAUCACGACGGCUAUUGCCGUAGUGACACCCACAGCUAGAGCCACCACUUCCGUCGCGAUGACCACAAGCUCAAAGAUGGCCAGUCAGGCCACAAUAUCCACCACCAUGAAGAUUAGUCCAUGUCAGGCACAGAUGCCACCUCCGGCACCGCCUCAGCCACUCCAUGCACGUCCCAUGCAUCCUCCAGUGCAUCCUCAGAUUCAUCAUAUCGGUCCGGCUAUUCCCAUUCCGCCGCCAGGCGGAGGUGGUCCUGCCACUGCCGCGGCGGCUCCAGCUGGAUGGCAAUUAGUGGACUCGGUAUUCCACUUUGGGCCAGGCUUCGAGCCACAGCCCUAUUGCCCCAAACACUCGCAGGGUCCACAGCCCGGACAUGUGGUCUACUUCCACGUCAAUCCCGGCGUCAGUGUCACCUUUCAAGUGGCUGGCAACAGGGAGGUCGUUCGCGGUCCUGUGACAGUGCCAAUGGUGUCCCAAAGUGGUUCACCGCCGAUUCCAAUGCCCGUCCAAGUGCCGCCCGGCCACCUGAUGCAACAGAUCGUCGAUGAAAAUGGCACUCUACGUCAUGUGAUAUUGUCCACGGCCCACAAUCAGCAAAUCCAUGGACAGGGAAGUGUGCAAGGUGUCCAGCACCAUAUUCAUGGCCAUUAUAUCGCUGCCAAUGGGACAACGCCAUCGUUUUAUGGGCCCCUGGCGACGGGAUAUCCUGGUCCGGGACCGGGUCCACAUUUUCAUCCCAUCCCAGGGGGGCAUUUACAACCGCAGCAACUAUCGCACUCACCACAUUCACCGUCGCCGCCAAAUAAUAACUACCACAAGGAUGAACGCACGCAGCGACAGCACACAAAGUUGCUGCGGAAGUUGGAUCAGCAGCAACAGAAGCAGCGUGAAAUGAAUUCGGCACUCUCAACACCAGCACAUUCACCCUCACCGCGCAAGAGUGAACUCAAUGGACUGCGACGGACAACACCAGCGUCACGCAAUGGUGCCUCGUCCGUGGGAACAUCGGAGGAUGGCGAAGAGUCAUCCAGUGUGCCCGAUGAAGAAGAUGACUACCAGCCACUGAUUGAUCAACUGUCAGCAGUUCAAUCGCCUCAAGUGUCCGAAGUUAUGUCAAAGUCGGCCCUACUUCAGUGGGCAGCACCACCAAAUUCCGAACAAGUCACCCUCAAUCCCCGUGAUCUCCAGUACGAAGUACUACUGAGUGAUCGUGGAAAGGAUGGCAAGUACAAGAGUAUCUUCAAGGGAUCAUCGUUGUCGUGUCGAAUUCAGGAUCUCAGGCCGGGUCAGGAGUAUUCGGUGUGUUUGCAGGUGCACUAUCAAGAACUCCAGGGAUCAGCGUCAGAGCCAACAGUCUUCACAACGCCACCAUGUCCCCCAGAUACACCCUUUGCCCCCAAGCUAAUCACACGCACGAAGAAUAGCCUGCAAGUGAGGUGGAAUGCCACAGCUGACAAUGGGUCACACAUCCUUCAUUACAUCCUGGAGUACGAUGAGGGAAAGGGGAAGGAAUUUGUGGAAGUGUGCAAAACCAAGGGCAGGCAGUACUCCCUCACAAAACUUCAACCAUCAACGUGGUAUAGUUUCCGCUUGGCAGCUGUGAAUGAUUGUGGAAAGUCACCCUAUUCGGACAUCAUCACUUUCUGUACGGCCGCCAAUCCACCUCCACAGCCAACGCCACCCACUCUAGCCGCGGCUACUUCAUCGUCGUUGCGCCUCGAGUGGAUAAGACGAUCACAAGAGGAGGAAUAUGUGUUGCAGAUGGCGGACAAGGAGUCAGGACAUGGGUAUCUUCCAAUGUACACAGGUCGAGAGACUGUCUAUGAGUGUGUCAAUCUUCGACGUGCUACGGUGUUUCACUUUCGUCUGAAGGCGGAAAAUGAGGUGGGUUCGUCACCGUGGAGUGACGAGGUGAUCUAUAGGACUCUACCGGAACGUCCAGGACGUCCGGGAAAACCACAAGUUAAGGGUAAAAUUCACGCGACGAAUUUCAAAGCGAAAUGGGAUCCACCGUCUGAUAGAGGCGGGUCGGAGAUUAAGAUGUACUACCUGGAGAUCAAUGCUGGAGCUGGAUUCGAGCGAGUGUACAUGGGAAGUGAGACAGAAGCCAUCUGCGAUCGCCUAAGUCCGGGCACAACGUAUCAGAUAAGGGUAUGGUGUGAGGGUGUGGCUGGUCCAAGUGCACCCUCAGAACCAUGCACAGUGACCACGGAGGCUGUAGCUCCAGUGGCACCAUCGGCGCCAUUCUGUAGUACGCCACCUGGUCCCUAUGCCACGGUUUUGCGCUGGGAACGUCCGGACUACAAUGGCGGAGCACCAGUGACUGAGUAUGAAGUGGAAAUGGAAGGUGGAGUGCCCAGGCAGAGGAUUGCGGUGUACAGGGGCAAGGAUACGCAAUGUGUGGCCAAGGAUCUGUCACCGGGAGAAGUCUAUGUGGCACAGGUGCGUGCCAUAAAUCGCAUUGGAGCUGGUCAGUGGUCCGAAGAAGGUACUUUUGUGGCUGGAGCUGCUCCACCAGGAAUCCCUGGACGUCCAGAUGUGACCAUACGGUCGGCUACGCAUCUGACAGUGUCGUGGGAGGAGCCGGCCACAAAUGGUGCUUUUAUCUCGGAAUAUCGACUGGAGAGUGCCGUGAAUAAUCAGGAAGAUUGCUACAAUAUCGCCUAUCAGGGAGUUCAGACGAUGGCUGAGGUGCGAAAUCUCAUGCCAUUCACCACCUAUUUCUUCCGCGUCAGCGCCACAAAUGCCGCCGGCACGAGUGGUUUCUCAGCUCCAAUCAGCACAAGGACACCCGCUGCUGCUCCCAAUGCUCCCAUCAUCGAGUCAUGUGACAUUACGUCCACCGAAGUGACGGUAUAUUGGCGUGCUCCCGACUGCCAUGGUAGCCCUAUUCGGCAUUACAAUAUCGAUUGUGCGGACAGGGUGAUGGCUACGACGGAUGCAGUGACGGAAUACUGUAUUGGUGAUCUGCAACCCGAAACACUGUACAAAAUCAAAAUUCAGGCUGUGAAUGAGAUUGGUGCUGGUCCACUGUCCAGUGCACUUCGUGUCACAACACUGCCCCUACCCCCAAAGCCACCGAGGCUCGAAUGUACGGCGGCUGGGCAUAAUUUUGUGAAGCUCAAAUGGGGCGAUGGGCGAAAUGUUGACUUUACGCGCUACCACGUGGAAAUGAUGAACAAUCGCAAUCGGGAAUUUGUUACUGUGUACACGGGCACAAAUUAUACGUGUCGCGUGCCAAAGCUGCAGGAGCAGGCCACCUAUGUGUUCCGGAUAUGUGCUGAGACAGAUCAUGCGGGUAUUGGGGAUUACUCGGACGAGGUGGCAUUUGAGACGACGGCCGCUGUACCUAGUAGUAUCAAGUCACCGAGAAUCUAUGAACCGGCGGCUGGUUCUGUACCGGUCAAUGACAGUAGCAAUUGUGAUCAUAUACACGUGGAGUGGCAGCACAGCAAAAACACCUUUCCCGAUCCAGUUGAGUACAUUCUCCAGUGCACACGAAGCAGAGAACAAGACUACAAACAGAUCUACCGUGGUCCAGAGACACGUUUUACAGUGGAGAAUCUGGAAUGUGGUGUGGAGUAUUGCCUUCGGGUGUGCCCAGUACGCCUUAUGGUGACGGGUGAAUGUCUUCCGGGGAGUUUUUCACCUGUGCUACGUCACACUGUGCCACUAAAGUCAAAAAGUGUAAUUGAUUCAAAUGCAAUUGCUGGGGCACAUGGACUAAGUGGUGGUGCUCCAGGGGCAUCUGGUGGUGUCACAAGUCAGGCAUUUGAUGAUAAUCUGUCCAAUGCUGGUGCUGUCCAGAGGAUUCUCGGUCGAGUCACGACAAUCUAUUCAUCCCGAAGGAAUUUCACAGAUCAACAGAAGGCCAUCAUUAUAGCAAUUUUUCUUAUGAUUGGAAGUGUUGUUUUAGCCUAUGUCGUUAAACUUUUUAAUUUCAGCUAAAAUGGGUUUAUUUCUCGUUAAAUACACAUCCACAUCCACAACAAAAGGUACGUGAAAAUUUCUUAAAGAAAAAAAAAUACUAAAGGGAGAGAGAGGUUUUGGGAAUGGUUUUGAGAGAAGGUAGAACAAAAAUUGCAAAAUAUCUGAAGAAUCUUUUGUGAUUGUCUCAUUUCGUGUUAACUUUAGUGGACAUUCUCUAUUAUGCUCUUCCAAAAAUUUAUUUAUUGCAUAAAUUUCGUUUUUUUGUGCUCUUUUUUUUGCUAUGAAAAAAGAGGGGGGAAUUACUGUGUUUGUUUGAAAAAAAAGGUAAUUUUGAAAAUUGCCUUUUAAUUGAUUUUAGUUCAAUCAAAAAGAAAAUCUUAUUAUACUCUACUUGGUUGACCGAAAAGCGUUCUUAUUCUCGCAAUGAAAGAUAAGAAAUAACGAAGAAAAAAAAUUACUUAUGAAAAUAUUUAUGCCAAUUCUUGUUGCAAUUUCUGUGGGCUUUAAUGUAGAAAAAGAAAAAGAAAUAGAGAAAAAUUAAUGAUGAAAAAUUGAAAAAACAUGAUACAAAGUCACGUUAAAAUGAUUUUUCAAAUUGAAACAUAUUUCAAGACACUCUCUCUAAACGUUGAUAAAAGAAAUUAUAAGGACACAUACUAAAAACAAAUCUGUAAUAAAAGAAAAUUGAUAUAGUUAAUAUAGCGACAGUGGGAUGGAUGAGAAACAAAAAGUUAAGUUUUUCUUUAGUGCAAGAGACGAAAAAAAAACUGCAAAUUGGGAUAAAAAAAAUAUUCUGGUCUACACUGUUCUUAUUUCAAUUUAAUGAAUAAGACGAUGAAUAAGAAAAUAAAUUUAAAAUAAAAAAAGAUGUUAGUGAAUUAUGUGAAUUGAUGAAUAAGUUAGAUGGCAAAAAAAAUAUUGAAUCUCUCUUAUUCAAUUUAAAAGAUGAAAAAACAAUGAUGAUCAAAAUGGUAUAAAAAAAACGUAAUAAUAACUGAAACAAAACAAUGUUUAAGGGGUUUUGGAGGAGGUUUAUAUAUAAAAUGAAAAAAAAAAUAGUUAUAGUAUGGUUGCGAUUUGUUUGUUUAUUAUUUUUUUUUAAUUUUUAAGAAGGUGCUAUUAACUAAAGUCUAGUUCCAUUUUCAAUCUCAUUGAAAGAGAAAAUUUAAGAGAGAAAAAGAGAGAUGAAGGGAAGAAAAAAAACACAAAAUAAUUAUAGUGACAAAAAAAAAUAUUAAAAAAAAUUAUACAAAAAAAGAGGAUGAAGAUUUAUCUAGUUUUUUUUUUUUAAAUGGGAAGAAAAUGCAAUGAUAUGAGAUUGUGAGAGAUGGUCAAAUGAUUUCUUUUUUCCAAUUUUUCUUCAAUGCAACAUUGAGCGCGCGCGCGGAAAAAUGCGAAAACACUUUCUUACCACGAAAAAAAAAGAAGAAAAUGACUAAAUUGCACUAGAUAAAAUUUUUGUCGGGGCUUAUGUUUAACAAUAUUAUAUAUUAUAUAUAAAUUAUAUAUACAGGUAGUUUUUUAAUUAAAAAUGAGAAAAAGAAAAAAAGAAAAAAAUGAACAAGUGAGAAAAAAGAUUUAAAAAAAAAUAGUAAAAAAGAAUCCUUUUUUAUACGAAUGAUGAAACUAUAUUGAAUAGUAAAAAAAAAAAACAAGAAUAAUUGUACCUACAGAACUUAGUGAAAGCAACAAACAAAAAAUCUACAUAAUUGUAAUUAUUUCAAUGGUGGAAAGAUCCGUGUUGUCUCAAAAAAAAAAAGAAUCAUUAGCAUAGGUUUUAUUUUUGCUACAUCUUUUUUUUUACCUAUUUUGUUAUAUUUCUCUCUUUAUUUAUCCACACAAAACUACUCAAAAAAUAUGCAGAGAGGGAGGAACAACAGAUAAAAUCACUGAGCGCUUCUUUUUUUUAUGUUGACUCUUCUGUGCAAAUAUUAUUGCAGAAAUUUGCAAAUUAGCCAAUUAUCUUAAUGGACUACUUACGGACGUAACGUGGAUUUCGUGCUGCAUUUUUUCUUUAUUAUUUAUUUGAAAACUUUGAAAGGAAACAAGGAAAUUAUUUUUUUCUUAAGACCGUAAUGGCCAAGUGUGAAUGGCUCAAGGGGGAGAGUUGCGUGAUGACAUGAAAAAUUUCUCACAAGGUUUUUGUUUUUCAAAUCAUUGAAAUCAAAAUUUUAAGCAUAUUGGCCUCAAUUCCGAGAUCAAUAUGUCAAGAUCAAUAUGUCAAAUCUGUCAAAUGUCUUGAAAUCUUGGAAUCCAAGACACAAACCGUGUGGAUAUCAAGAUUUGCAAUUCUGAAACCAAUGGCCUCAAUUCUGAGAUCAAGAUCAAGAAAAUUUCAAGAUUUUGGUAUUCUGAAAUCAGAAAAUCAAGAUCAAGAUGUCAAAUGUCUUGGAAUCUUGGAAUCCAAGACACAAACCGUGUGGAUAUCAAGAUUUGCAAUUCUGAAACCAAUGGCCUCAAUUCUAAGAUCAAGAACAAAAUCAAGAAAAUUUCAAGAUUUUGGUAUUCUGAAAUCAAAAAAUCAAGAUCAAGAUGUCCAAUCUGUCAAAUGUCUUGGAAUCUUGGAAUCCAAGACACAAACCGUGUGGAUAUCAAGAUUUGCAAUUCUGAGACCAAGAUCAAGAUUAAGAAAAUUUCAAGAUUUUGAUAUUCUGAAAUCAAAAAAUCAAGAUCGAGAUGUCAAAUCUUUCAAAUGUUUUGGAAUCUUGGAAUCCAAGACACAAACCGUGUGGAUAUCAACAUUUGCAAUUCUGGAACCAAUAUUUCAAGAUUUCAAGACGUCGAAUUUCUUGUUUUCUUGAAAUAAUUCCAAGAACCUCUCGAAUGUGCUUGGAAUUUUCAAGAUAGUAACAAUUUGAAGAGUUUCAUGUGGAAAUGACUUUUGAUGAGGAAUAUUUCUAUAAGAAAUGAUACGAAAAGAGAAUUACUUUGAAAAAUAUUGUAUUUGAUCUUGUAAUUUAAUCGAAAUGGUACGUAUUUCUAGAUGUGUACAAUCUAGAUAUCUGCAAAAUAAUCACAUCUUGCAUAAGCAUUUCUUGAUUUAUCACAGGUCACAAGUUUAGUUUGCACUUCCUGUACUCCCGUUUAUGGCCCCUCAUUUAUCCUUUAAUACGUCCUAUAAUUAAUUUUCUUAUUUUAUAUGGCGAAAUUUCAGAAAUGACGUUUCGUUAAGUGUGGAAAACCUUAAAAUCUUGGUUCUUAGCUAAGACAUUUUAAGUUCCAUAAAUACUUCGCGUCAGAAUAUGAAAUCUUGAUUUUGGAAAUAUUUGACAGCAUGAAAUUUUGAUCUUAAUUUUGGCCAUUAUUCCUAAAUUUAUGAUAAUUUUACGAACUGAGUGUAAACAAAGAAAAGGAAGUUCGAACGUUUAAACCGACGAGUUACACAAAAGUGAGAAAUUUCAUCAAAAGGACAUUUAUUUUAAUGAAAUUGCAAUGGAAACGUUCUGCCAUUCUGAAAUUUCCCAAAACUUCACAAAAAUCACUUAUCGCAGCAAACGUUUACGCACUGUUGCUGACAUCCUUGACGAUUGAAUUGAAUAUAAUGCCUCAAUGUCUUUCGCCGUCAUAGAUGUCAAUUCAACAUGUGGUUGCCCUUUCCUUGCAUUUUCGACGAGUUUCUUUGCGAGUCCGCUCUAGGAAUACUUUGUGAAUAUUUAACGUCACAACAAUAUUUAUGAUAUUUUAUAGGUCUUAUCCUCGGAAGCCUAAUAUCUAAUUAAAAAAAAACUAGUGUUUACAACUACCCCAUGUUUACUACUGCCCCAAUAUUCUCUGAAACAUUUCUUUAUGGUUUUGGCACACCUUUUAGAUCGGGUAGAUUUCAUAUAAUCAAAAUUGGCAUCCCUUUUUUCCCAAAUGUUUUGCAUAUGACUAAUUAAUUCUUUUGCACUCAAAAUUCGAUUGAACUAAAUUUAAUUUAGUGUGAUAUUCACAAAAGGAAGGAGAGUCCAAAAGACUGGGAUAGAUAUAUACAAAACAUAUUUGAGAAAGACAGAGAUGUUGUAGUGCCGUGGUAUUUAAGGAAAUCUAAACUUUUUUCCAAGUGCACGACCACCUCAGGAAAUCCUCCAGUCGGAUCGGUUCAGCGGAUGAUGAAUAACAAAUAUAUUGAGCACCAAUAGUAUUUAUUUCACUCCUUUGGAUUACAACCAGUGCUCUCAAGAGAAGUCACUGGCAACUGAACAAUUACACUAAUUUCGGCAGCCCUUUUAUACCAUAAUUUCAGCUAUAGAAGACACUAUUCUCCAAUCAUUGAACCCUAUUUUUCUUACUGCUGUUUGCGUUAUACCCUUUUUUUAUUUUACUAUUGGUUGUGUGCUAUUUUUGUCUCCAUUUUUCAUACUGCACUUGCACCCACGAGAUGUGGACAUCUCAUAAAUUAUGAUCGUAAAUUAUCUCUGCGCGAUUGUUCCUUAUUUUUUUUUGUCAUUCUCCAAGUGAGAAUUUCUCCAUCGAACACUUUUUAAUUUCUCUUUGGUCUUGAUCUUUGUCAACUCCCAUAAAUUAUCUUCGCAGAGUGAUCCCAUAGAAUAUGGAUCAUUACAGAUCAUCUUAAAUUCCAUCAAAUAAUUUUACAGAGUGAUCCAUAAGAUUUGGAUCACUACAAUGUGUAUUUCGAUUUUAUGAAAUUUUAUCGAUCUAAAAGGUGUGCCAGGGGCAUUAAGAAAAUAUUUCAAUUCAAUAUACAAAGAAAAAUUAAAACUUAACGUUUUAUUUUACGAAAUCACACAAAAUACUGCGAAAUUGUUCUUUGUGGCUCUGGCACACCUUUUGGAUCAGUCAAAUUUCAUGAAAUCAAAAUUCGCGGCCCUUUCUCAAAAAGAUUUGCAUAAGUCUGUCCUACUCUUUCGGUUAUUAUUAAUUGUGUCGGGGUAUACUAAAUCCCGCGAUGUAGAUACUUCUUCCAUGCCCCCGGUGUUGUUGGGCAGAGGCGGUGCAUUUUAUUAUGUUUUAUUCAAUACGGAAAUAUUUAUUCCUGGCAUUCAGUUGCUUGCACCGGGCGGGACUCGAACUCACAACUGUGAGAGUCGAGUCAGAGAUCUCAUCCGCCCAAGAGCCAACGAUCUUGCCUAUUGCGCCACUAAAAUCCCCAGUGUUUUUGAGACAUUUCGGUCUCAAAAUUGGACUGAAUUAAUAUUAAUUUGGUUUGAUGUUCAAAAGAAGAAGAAGAGUGCAAAAGAGUAGUAUAGACUUAUAGAAAACCCUUGAGAAAGAAAACGAUGUGAAUUUUGAUUUCAUGAAAUUUUCCUGAUCUAAAAGGGGGGUCGGAGUCAUUAUGAAUCAUAUUUCAACAUAAAUUGAAGGUUUCUACGAUGCCCUAUUCGCUUAAUUUUUGACCAUCUGACAUAACUCUCCCCCUUUAAAUCUUUCUUUUAUUUUGGUAUUAAAUUAUUUGUUUUUUAUAGAAAAGAAAUUGCAGCAUUUUUUACAAGGUGAGUAAAUCAUAUUCAAGAAAAAAAAAUCACAUUUCCUGUUUCUUUUCAUUUUCUUUUACAAUGAUAAAUUUACAAAGAAGAAAAACACUUUUCAAUGGUUAUUCCAUCCGUACAAUGGCCUAUUUGUAGAAAAAAAAAUUAUUUAAAAUGUUUAAAAGUAAUUUAAAAAAAAAAGUGAAACGAUAAAUGAAAUUCUAACAAUGAACAAGUCACUAGGGGGAAGGUAAAAGAGAACCGCGUAGAAAAAAAGUUGAAAAAAUAAAAAAAAAAUAUGAAGAAAUAAUAGAAAAUAUUUUUUGAGUAAUAUAUUUACACGACAAAAAAAACUAGAGAUCAUUUAAUUUUUUACAUUAUCUCUUGUGCAAUAUACAUAUAAAUAUUUUUUUUUUGUUUUGUUUUAAAUAAAUGCAAUUUUCUUUUAGGAAGAAUGACGUAAUUUAAAGCGUGUGGAUGAAAGAGAAAGAGAGUAAGGAAUUUUUAUUUUAGAAUGCGUAGGAGAUGAAGGUGGAUCCUAAGAAAACCGAAGAAUUCAGUAUUUUAUUUAGUUUCAGAAGAAAAAGAGAAUCUGUUUUUUUAUUUUAUUUUUCUAACAUCUUUUAUACAACAGCUACUAAAACGAAACAUUCCAUUUUUUUUUUAAAUAAAGAAACAUACGAUUAUUUUUAUUUUUUUAAAAAUUAUACACAAAAGAAAUUUUAAUGAGGGAAAUGCAGUGAAAAUAGUGUCUAAUAUUACUCAAAAGUGUUCCAUGACAGCGAAGAAGAGAAAAAAUGAUUUUUUUUUUUUGGUUUUUUUUAUCUUCUAAAAACGCAAAGAACAUGACGAUAAAAAUUGCACGAUAGACAAGAAAAAUAAAGUGUAAAAAAUACAAUAAAACUGCUCACAAAUUUUAUUCUUUCCAAGAUUUUAUUUUUUAUUCAGCUCGCUAAAUAUUUUUGUUUUUUUUUAUUUAAAAAAAAAUCAGAAAUAGAUGUGAAGAUUACCUUAUAAAAAAAAAGAUAAAGUCGUAAACUAUUCCAGAAUAUACCAAAACAAAAUUGAACAGUAUUGAUGAUGGAAAUAAAAUAAUUAAUGAAGCUAAAUAAUUAAAGAAAAAAAAAUGUGCAUGCUAUUAAGACAAACGUGAAAAAAACUCAUUGCUAUUAAAUGUGAAAAAAAAUAAAAUUGUGUAAAACUCACAUAAAAGAAUUUCAGUGGAUCUUUUGUAAAACCUCUAAUUGUGUGACGAUAAUCAAAAUUUUACUCUUCAAACCCAGAAAGAAAAAGAAAAAAAUAAAAAAAUAAAAGUAAUUGUUAAAGAAAAAAAAAUCUCCUCUAGGAAGAAACGAUAAAGAAUUUAAAACAGAUGAAAUUUCCAAUUAUACACACAUCAAAAUAUCCUAAAUAUUUAAAAUGUAAGUGGACAAAAAAAAAUUAAUGGCAUAAUUAAAGAGAAAAAAAUAGUGAAAUGAUGAAAAUAAUCACACAUUUAUUCGCAUUUUAAUCCGAAAUAUUUGGGGCGCGGGGAAUGAAGAAUUGUGACAAGAAGUGAAAUAUUUAUGACAAUUUUUAGGCAAGUGAAAUAAGAAAAAAAAAUAAAGUGAAAACUACAAAAAAAAGAA
Messenger RNA from Phlebotomus papatasi, 11794 nucleotides. RefSeq names its product fibronectin type-III domain-containing protein 3a (gene mtgo). Bases 655 to 4776 code for a protein of 1373 amino acids. Gene Ontology annotation, molecular function: protein binding. NCBI's taxonomy places the organism in Eukaryota, Metazoa, Arthropoda, Insecta, Diptera, Psychodidae. The record is from RefSeq and is a predicted model, not a curated record. The transcript has 8 exons.